AUGGCGACUACAAUGGCACCGCCGAGGACUCCGUCACCAAAGGUCAGGAUACGCGCGCAAUCAUUCGACUCGCCUUCUUCUCGCAUGACUGUUACGCCCAUCGACGAGUCGCCAUGCUCAAAGUCGACGGGCGCGAUCACGUCGCUCCCAAGGCACGAUGCUAUCAAGGCAGCUGAACAAAGAGCAAUACAGCCAGUCAAUGUGCUCCUGCCACUGCACACCAAGAUGAGCGACGAAUCGAUCAUGUCGGACGCCUCUUCAUCCGCUGCCAGCUCGCCCACCGACUCUGAAGGAAACAUGGACUUGUGCUCCGACUCGCCACUCCCAUCGCCAUGCGAGGCACGACAGCGUCCGCAUCCCCUCACCUUCUGCCAGUCCAUCUCGUACGAUGGAGCAUCGGCAGCAGUAGUAGAGCCGUCGUCACCCUUUCUCUACCAAGACACCAGCUACCCAAUGUAUUCGCCCUGGCUGGUGCGUGUGGUGCUCGACCUGUACGAUGUGAGAGGCCUGGACUGGAUGUCGAUCGCGGAGCCGAUUGCGAGGACUUGGGGCGUACAAACGUCCACUGCUGAAGUGCUAGAUAUCCUGAGUGGGAAUGGGAGGGUGCACAACCGGCGGUGGUGGGACUAG
Molecule: messenger RNA, 630 nt
Organism: Cucurbitaria berberidis CBS 394.84
Lineage: Eukaryota; Fungi; Ascomycota; Dothideomycetes; Pleosporales; Cucurbitariaceae
Exons: 1
Coding region: 1-630 (209 amino acids)
Source: RefSeq, a predicted model, not a curated record